CAAAAGUGGCACAACCCGCGAAUUUAUUGUUACAUUACAAACACGUAUUUUUAUUAUAGAUUACUGAAUAAAAUUCAAUAUUAAACAUGAAAUUCCGGGCUGUAAUGAUAGAUGCUGGGCCAAUGCGGGAGUUUUCAAAUGUUGUAACGAUUAUAUCGAAGCUAUCCAAAGAAUGUGUAUUAAGACUGAGUGAUGAUCUGAUAUAUUUUAUUGUGAGUGAAGAAAAUAGCGGGCCAAGUCCGCCUAUACUAUGGUGUGAAAUACCUCAAGCAAUGAUAUGCUCAGAGUACCAAUUAAUCGGCUUAGAUGAAGAACAUAAGGAUAUUUAUUUAGCUUUAAAUUCAGGUAACUUAGCGAGAUCCCUAGUCACAUUGAAAACGGCUAAGUCAUUAAAGAUGAAACUUACUAAGAAACAAUGUCCGUGCCUUACUUUAGAAAUUGAAUCGCCUUGCACAGUAUCGCAGCAGACUCGCCAAGUGACUCAUGAUAUACCUGUGACAGUGGUGCCGAGGAAACUGUGGAGUGACUUCCAUGAGCCAAGGGUUCCUGACCCUGAUAUAUCAAUAGAAUUACCACCACUAAAGCAGCUUCGGACGACCAUAGAUAGAAUGAAAACAAUGGCAUCAGAGGUGGUCAUCAGGGCGUCUGCGGAAGGAAGACUCACAUUACAAAUUAAAACUGAUAUGGCUAAAGUCUCCACAAGGUUUAAAGGAUUACGAGUAGAAGCCUUUGGAGGGCCCAUAGAACAUUCAGAUUCAGAAACGGAGACUCAAAUAAACGAGGAUAUGUCCAGAGUAUGCUACUGUCGUGUGGACGCAAAGAAACUAUCAAUGUUCCUCAGUGCUGAACAAAUAUCUACCAACAGCACAGUUUGCAGUAUAGUACAUAAGAAACUAGUGAUUCUAUGUUUGCAAACAGAUGAGAAUAUUAAACUACAGUGUUUUAUAAGUGGAAUUGUGUAUUGAUGAAUAAAUUAUUAUUAUUGUUUUAUA
Molecule: messenger RNA, 992 nt
Organism: Spodoptera frugiperda (fall armyworm)
Lineage: Eukaryota; Metazoa; Arthropoda; Insecta; Lepidoptera; Noctuidae
Gene: Hus1-like
Product: checkpoint protein HUS1
Exons: 6
Coding region: 87-965 (292 amino acids)
Biological process (GO): nucleotide-excision repair; meiotic DNA integrity checkpoint signaling; double-strand break repair via homologous recombination
Cellular component (GO): checkpoint clamp complex; nucleolus; site of double-strand break
Source: RefSeq, a predicted model, not a curated record